Molecule: messenger RNA, 1466 nt
Organism: Python bivittatus (Burmese python)
Lineage: Eukaryota; Metazoa; Chordata; Lepidosauria; Squamata; Pythonidae
Gene: FKBP8
Product: FKBP prolyl isomerase 8
Biological process (GO): negative regulation of apoptotic process; protein folding
Cellular component (GO): membrane; mitochondrial envelope; endomembrane system
Molecular function (GO): peptidyl-prolyl cis-trans isomerase activity; protein folding chaperone; protein binding
Source: RefSeq, a predicted model, not a curated record
CCCCGAACGCCCAAUCGGCUGAGUUCUGAAAGGGGGGAACCGAAGGCCAGGAGGGGCCUUUAAAAGUGGCAGCGGGAGGAGAGUGCCUCUGGGAAUGGGCAAAGUGCAUUUCUCCGUAGACAGCAAGCUCAGCUGAUCAGUAGCGCGCUGGCGCCAUGGCUUCUGGAGGGGAAGACCUGGAUGACUGGGCGGGCACCAGUCUGGUCGACCUGACCUCACCUGAACUGGCAGCCACCCAGACCUCCAUGAUUGACAGUGGGGAAGAUUUUGAAGUCCUGGAUAAUACAGAAGACGGGGAUUUAAGUGGUCUCCCCCCACUGGAGGAUGUCCCAACCAGCCAGGCCAAAGAAGAUGACCAAGAAACGGAAGUGGAGCAUCCUGCUCGGGAAGAGUCAGAGGCAACACAAGAAUGGCUUGAUGUUUUAGGGAGCGGCUUACUGAAGAAGAAAGUAAUCAUAUCAGGCCAAGGUCAGGAGAGCCGGCCAGUCAAGGGCCAGGAUGUGACCAUACGGCUUAAAGUGAUGCUGGAGGAUGGGACGGUAGUGGAGGAGGACCCAAGUCUCACUUUCACACUGGGGGAUUGUGAUGUCAUCCAGGCCCUGGACCUCUGUGUACAGCUGAUGGACAUGGGGGAGACGGCACUCAUCACUUCAGACGGGAAAUAUUGCUUCGGCCCGCAGGGGAGGAGUCCUGACAUCCCGCCUGAUGCCUCCUUAACUCUUGAGGUGGAGUUGCUGGCUGCCCAGGAUGCUCCUGAUUUGGAAUGCCUUAGCGGGAAAGAGAAAAUCUCCCUGGCUAACCGGAAGAGGGAGCGUGGCAAUUUCCACUACCAGCGAGCAGAUUACGUUCUGGCUGUCAAUUCCUAUGACCUUGCUCUCAAGAUCAUCAACUCUAAUUCUAAAGUAGAUUUCAGUGAGGAAGAAGAGGAAGAGCUGGUGGAAGUGAAGAUGAAAUGCUUGAAUAAUUUAGCAGCUUCCCAGCUUAAACUGGACCAUUACGAAGCUGCCUUGCGAUCCUGCAAUCAAGUGCUGGAGCAGCAGCCAGAUAACAUCAAGGCUCUGUUCCGGAAGGGGAAGGUUCUGGCUCAGCAAGGGGAAUAUAGUGGGGCCAUUCCAAUCUUGAAGGCUGCUCUGAAGCUAGAACCGUCUAAUAAGACCAUUCACACAGAACUCUCAAAGCUGGCGAAGAAGCACGCUGACCAAAAGAGCAUUGAGACAGAGAUGUACCGCAAGAUGCUGGGAAACACCGGGUCUAGCACCCCCCCAGCAAAGUGCAAAGAUAAGUCCUCCCGGACCAUCCCUUGGAAGUGGCUGUUUGGCGCCACUGCUGUAGCGCUGGGGGGCGUAGCCCUGUCGGUCGUCAUAGCAGCCAGAAACUAAGGCCAGCCUGCAGGUGAUGACUUUUGAGGAAUCAGGCUUGGAGACUGUCCCUUCCUCCCUCCCAGCUCCCGCCCCUCUUCCUCCACC